This is a messenger RNA of Aureococcus anophagefferens, 798 nucleotides long. RefSeq lists its product as hypothetical. The record is from RefSeq and is a predicted model, not a curated record. NCBI's taxonomy places the organism in Eukaryota, Pelagophyceae, Pelagomonadales, Pelagomonadaceae. Bases 1 to 798 code for a protein of 265 amino acids. The transcript has a single exon.
AUGGAGCUGGACCUGCUCAAGUGCGGCGCCGCCGGCGCCGCCGCGGGCCUCGUCUGCGACACGCUCCUCUACCCGCUGGACCUCGCGCGCGCCAACCUCAACGCGCCGCGGCCGACGACCGCGCCGCCGCUACCGGCGCACCCGCUGCGGGCGCUCGCCGCGAUCUUCCGCGAGCUGCCCGCGCGGCGGCUCUUCCGCGGCUACGCCUGCGUGCCGUACUUCGCGCCGACGGCCUACGCGUUGUACUUCGGCGCCUACGAGUACUGGUCGCGCACCGCGGAGUCGGAGCUGCUCGCGGGCUUCUCCGCGGAGGCGACGGCGAACCCGAUCUACAUCCCCUACGACAUCAUGAAGCAGCGGUUCAUGGUCGGCCGCGAGGCCGAGGGCGCGUCGGUGCCCGCGGCCGUGCGCGGCGUGCUGGAGCGGGACGGUCUCCGCGGCAUGUACCGCGGCUUUCUGCUGACGUUCGCGACCUACGGCCCUUUUUCCGCCAUCUACUUCCACGCCUACGCGGCGUUCACAAAGUGGGGCGGCGACGCGCCGCUGGCCUGGGGCUCGCUCUCGGGCGCCGUCGCGGGCACGGCGACGCAGCCCGUCGACUGGCUCAAGACGCGCGUCCAGGUCGCGAGCGAGACGCGGCUGUCGCUCCCGAAGGUCGUCGCGGACGCGGUCCGACACGAGGGCGCGGGGACCAUGUUCCGCGGCAGCGCGGCGCGCGCCUUCUGGCUCGGCGCGUCCUGCGGCAUCACCAUGCACGUCUACGAGGCGGGCAAGCGGGCGCUGGGCGCGUUCUCGUAA